Vollenhovia emeryi is the source of this 879-nucleotide messenger RNA. RefSeq lists its product as uncharacterized. The transcript has a single exon. The record is from RefSeq and is a predicted model, not a curated record. NCBI's taxonomy places the organism in Eukaryota, Metazoa, Arthropoda, Insecta, Hymenoptera, Formicidae. The annotation marks the transcript as partial.
AUGGACAAUCAGCUCAAUGAGGUGCCAUAUCAUUCAACAACGGGCAUUUACGGGAUGAAGGUCGCACCAUUCUCAGCCGUACGGACCUUGUUACAAUUAACAGAAGACGAAGGACAUAGUUUCCCACUGGCUGUGCCAGCUAUCACUCACGGCAGGUAUGUCACUGAUAUAUUUGGUGGUGCAGAUACAAUACAACAAUUGCAGGAGGUCGCACAUCAACUAAGGGGCCUCUGCAUGGCGGGCGGCUUCCCACUAGCAAAAUGGCAUGCAACUCAUCCCGACAUACUCAAGACUGUCACCGACAGCGAAGACCAAGGCUCACAAAUCACCUUCGACGAUUGCGCAACCAAGAUACUCGGACUCAAAUGGCUCCCUCAAGAAGAUACCUUUGCAUUCUCAACCCGAAGCUCACGCUCGGAAGGCAGACUCACAAAACGCCUCGUUUUAUCUGAAGUGGCUCAGAUACUCGAUCCACUUGGUUUUGCAUCACCUGUCGUGAUCAAGGCCAAAAUUCUCUUGCAGGAGCUGUGGCUGCACAAGCUCCAAUGGGAUGAUCCACUGCCAUCCCAGCUCUCAGCCCGGUGGCUCAUCAUCAGAGAAGAACUCACAAGCCUGGCCAGGCUCUCAAUACCUCGGUGGCUCAAUACGUGGAGCGACUCGCAAGUGGAACUUCAUGGAUUCUCUGAUGCUUCUCAAUUGGCAAUGGCUGCAGUCAUAUACAUCUCCGUUCACGACUCAAACGGCGCCACGUUCUCACUUGUGUGCUCCAAGACUCAGGUAGCACCUCUCAAGCGGCUCUCAAUCCCGCGACUUGAACUCACGGCUGCUCUUCUGCUCUCUCGGCUCAUGCAAUACGUCACAGCCACUUUGAACAUGGAC